This is a messenger RNA of Triticum turgidum subsp. durum (durum wheat), 738 nucleotides long. The record is from the annotation of a GenBank genome assembly. Lineage: Eukaryota; Viridiplantae; Streptophyta; Magnoliopsida; Poales; Poaceae.
AUGGACAACAAAGGCACCUUCAACUCGAACGAGUCCGGCAUCGCCGGCUUCGGGCGCGGCCCGAUGUCUCUGCCGUCGCAGCUCAAGGUGCACAGAUUCUCCCACUGCUUGACGACCAUGGUAGAGUUCAGGACCAGCCCGGUGUUCUUGGGGACGCCUGAUGACCUUGAAGCGCACGCCACGGGGCCCAUCCAGUCCACCCCGUUCGUCCCAAACACUGGGGGUGCGCUCAGCUCGUUCUACUAUCUUUCACUCAAAGGCGUCACCAUCGGCAAGACGCGGCUGCCGUUUAACGAGUCAGCUUUUGCGCUCAACGACGAUGGCUCCGGCGGGACGAUCAUGGACUCAGGCACGAGCAUCACGAUCUUCCCGCGGGCCGUGUUCCGAAGCCUCCGGGAGGCGUUCGUGUCGCAGGUGCCGUUACCCAUCGCGAACGACUCCACUGAUGCUGAUAGCAUGCUGUGCUUCGACGUCGCCCCGAAGAAGAAGGUGCCCGCAGUGCCGAAGCUAGUCCUCCACCUAGAGGGCGCGGACUGGGACCUGCCACGGGAGAACUACGUGCUCGAUCUCGACGACGACGGCGACGGCACAGGCGGCGGGCUGUGCGUGGUGGUCCAUUCGGCGGGCGAAAGCGACUGGGCGAUCAUAGGCAACUUCCAGCAGCAGAACAUGUACAUCGUCUACGACCUGGACAGCAAUAAGAUGGUCUUCGCGCCCGCGCGCUGCGACAAGCUGUGA